AUGAGUAUCAAGGAGAUUUGUUUUUUGUUAACGAGCACGUUAUGUACUGUUGUUAUUUGCAAAAUAAUCUUAAUGGAUGGAACUAAAACCAUAAGGCGAAGAACUCAUGACUAUGAAUUCAACGAAAAUAGUCAGUUCAAACGAAAACGAAAAAAAGAAACUGAAAGGGAUAAUACAAACUCGGUGGAAAUUCCAGGUGAAUCUCAUGUAAUAUUCACAUCAAAAAAUACUGGAAAUAAUCAUUAUUGGAGUCAAGAUACUUCAAGACAUAAUACAAAAUGUUUUUUCCCAAAUGGAACUUAUGGUGAAUCAAGACUUGUUGAGAAUAUACAGAAUAAUAAUAAUAGCAGUGGAAGACGUUUUUUGUCUAGUCCACAAAAUGGACACAACAAAGAAAAGCUUCCUAAUUUCACUAUUGGACGUACAACAGCUUCUGAAAUCCAUUCUUCACUACCGUCGCUGCCUCCUAGCUUGAGAGAACCAGAACGCAUGUUACAUGUUCAACGUUGGAUAAAUAGUAUCCCCCCUGAUUUACCAUCCUGGAUACAAGUAUCACAUAAUAAAAUAAUCCCGGUUACUAAUCCACGUGAAUCUUAUGCUGAAAUAGAAGAUUCAAUCAUAUCUGAAAUUCCAGAUACAUCAGAUCUCGCUUCUAACCAUGAUAUUUUAGACUGUAGUCCUGGUUGUAAUUUAAACUCUGUCAAUCAAAAUAUGAACUAUUAUUCUAAGCAACCAAAUAAUCAUUCAUCUAAUCCUUCUGCACAAAAAUCAUUAACAAAAAUUCCUGGCGUUUCAGUUGCUCCUCCUCUACAACCACCUCCGUUUCCACCGUUACCACCACCACCUCUGCCACCUCCGACACAGUCACAAUCAUCUCUUCCACUACAAUUACAUUCAUCUAUUCAACAUGGGCAUAGCAGUAAUAAUAAUAAUACUUUAGGUAUAAUUCCUUCAAAAUUUUCUACUAUACCAAGUGGUAGUACAGUUAACUCUCAUCAAAAUCUACUUACUCCUAUACAAUCAAAUCAGGAUAUGAACUUAUCGAAUCAUCCUCAUCCAUUUUGUAUGAAUAAUGACCAUAACCAAUUGAAUUAUUCAUCUAGAGAUACAUUAUUAAGUCAUCAUAUUGACUGUGAACCAAAUCAUACUGAUAAUAGUAUUCAUAAUAGUCAAAGACAUCCUAUUGGUGAUUCCAUGAAUUCAAGUGGACGAUUAUUCAAUGAUAUGGAAAUUCAAAUGAUAGUUAAGAAAAAAGACAAAAACAAACGAAAGACUUAAUCGAUCAAAACACAACUGUUUUGUAAAGCUGCAGAUCAAUUUACUUAUUUAUUCACACUCUACUUCUAAUCAGCCGUAGUUCUAUUCGUGUUCAAAUUGCACUCUUCCAAUAUUAUACAGUUUGUCCCUACGUAAUUUGUUUUGCAAAGCCCGCAUUUGCUUAUCGAUUUGAAUUUAUGUCCUAUAAUUUAUACUUGUAAUAAAUGAGUAUAACAGAUUAUUAAUUUUUUAAAAAUAUGCCCAGAUGAUAUUGUACAUUAAGGCAAUGAAUAAGUUAGAAAACAAAACACUGCCAAAAUACUUCGACUGAACUACAUUAUCUUCUUCAUCCUCCUAAAAAUUAGUAAGUAUUAGGCAAAAAUACAAUAAAUACAUAUGUGAUCAUGUAAGUUAUUACACCCCUAACAUCUUUGAUUUUCUGUUGACUUGAACCUAAAAUAUAAAGAAAAGUAUUCAUUCGAUGACUGUUCUUUAUGAAGCAUCUCUUCAAAUCCGAUUGAAUAAACAUUAAACAAUACAACUCGAUAACUGUUCAAAUUUUUCAUUGGCUUUACAAACUAGACCUAUUUUAAGACAAUGAAUAAAACCCAAUCGCCUAAAACAAUGUUGUAUAAGCACACAAAGAAGAGUAUCAUCAAUUAGAUGUACAUAUGGUGACAUAUGGUUAAGGUAUUUUUCAUGACGAAACCUUGGAGAUGAAAAGGUAUUAAGAAGCUAUAUUUCGUUCUUGUGAAAGCAUCUCAAUGAUGCGUGUACCCAUGAAUAAGUGCAAGAUCUUCGCGUUUUUAUUUUUCGGCUAGCUCUAUAUACUGUAGCAACUAUCCUACAACCAAAUUCGAUUAGGGUUAAUUUUGGUUAAAUCCUUUGACUAACUUACUUAACAGACAAUGUCAUUUGAAUAGUAACAAUUCGGAUAUUUAUUUGUUCUGUUAUGAUCACUAGAGCACAUAACAAACUCUAGCUAAAAUGUUGAUUGCUUAAAUAUCAUUCAACAAUUCAUCCUCCACCCCAGAUAUGUAUGCACUCAAAUCCUAUUAUUAGCUUUUGCUUUGUCUUGCUGCGCCCUUAUACAAUGAGACUAUACAUUUGCCUAUGUAACUGCUCGCAUAUACUUAUUCGCCUAUCCGCUUCAAAUUCUCUCGAUGUGCUUAUAGCUUUGUGGCCUGUGCUAUCCGAUAAUAAACUGUAGUUGCCACUUCUCUUCGCCUUCUGAUUUCAAACGCCGUUGAGAUUUAUACUGUAACGGUUAUCGAGGUGAAUGAUUAGUGAAGCAAAGCCACUAUAAUACCUU
Molecule: messenger RNA, 2569 nt
Organism: Schistosoma rodhaini
Lineage: Eukaryota; Metazoa; Platyhelminthes; Trematoda; Strigeidida; Schistosomatidae
Source: the annotation of a GenBank genome assembly